Plasmodium inui San Antonio 1 is the source of this 777-nucleotide messenger RNA. RefSeq lists its product as hypothetical. Lineage: Eukaryota; Apicomplexa; Aconoidasida; Haemosporida; Plasmodiidae. Gene Ontology annotation, molecular function: cysteine-type deubiquitinase activity. Bases 1 to 777 code for a protein of 258 amino acids. Gene Ontology annotation, biological process: protein deubiquitination. The record is from RefSeq and is a predicted model, not a curated record. The transcript has 3 exons.
AUGUGCCACUAUGAAACACACGCAAUUGAAACGGAAAGAGGGUUAAUAAACGUGUACUUUGAGAAGCAAAGCAAAUUGUAUUGCUUGCUUCACACUGCGAACAAUAUUUUACAGGCACAUGUAUAUUCCCCCGACGAUUUUAAAGACGCUGAAAGUAUACUGGAUAAUGGCUUUGUGGGGAUCGGCACGUUAAGCAAUGACGAGGGAGAUGUUGACCCGAGGGGCCACACUGAUCAGAAUAGCAAAAAUUGUUACACCCCCGACGGAGAUGGUAACCGUGGCAGUAGGGAGCUCGCCGAUUUAAGAGCGAAGGAAGGAUUAAAGUGCAAUAACGUCCUCGCGUACAUUAAGAGAGGCUUCCACUACUUUGGAAAUUUUAACAUAAGCAUCUUGUACUUCUUCAUGAACAAGCACAACAUUGAGCUCCACUGGGUUGACAACAAGGAGAUAUUUCGCAAAAUAAAUAACAACAAAGGCAGUGGCUGUCCUACACUGUUCGAUACCAACCAGUUAAAUGACAAAAAUUUAAUCGCAUUCGUGGUGAACAUCGUUCGGGUGAAUCUUUUCGAUUUCUACCAGCACCGGCAUUUUUACACGAUAAGGAAAAUUUCAGGGAUGUGGUUCCAGCUGGAUUCCUCGCUGAGUAAACCCGUAUUAUUACCCACAAAUGAAGACAUAAACAAUCACUUAAUGAGCAUAGUAGAGGAUAACAAAUUUCACAAAUCUGAUAAUUACAUCAUACAAGUUUUUAAGAGGGAGAAGAAUCAUCCCAAAUGA